UAGAUCGGUGCCAUUCCACCACUUGGGUCACCCACUUUAGUUCGCAUUUCAUCUUGUUAACCCUAAGCCUACUAAAGACUACGCCAUGGGUUCUCUGAAGAAGGAGAAGUUAAACUCUACCAGUACCACUACUGAGCAGAGUUGCACAAAUCCUAGUUGCUUCUUUUGCGCCAUGAAAGAGCAAAACUUGUCGCUCAGGCGAGCUGGAAUAGCAAGUUGUUUCAAGGAAAUGCCCAUCAAAGACAGCCAAGAACACGUUCUGGUGCUUAGCAGUUUAUGGAACAUUGCUAUGACACAGCCAGAUGAUCCAGAGUUUCCAUCUCUCGGCAUCUUCAAUUGCAUGGCAAGGUUGAUCCAGAAAGGUGUUAAUGAUAGAAGCUGGCUUCUUGGGGAUGAAAACAUAUAUGUCCCUUAUUAUGCAGCUCAUGUAAUCGGCUCUUACACUAUGAACAAGGUUGAGUUUGCAGUGAGAGCUGUUGAAUCAGGUGUUAUACCACCAUUAAUGGAGCUUUUACGAGGAAAGAUUAGUUGGGUUGAGCAAAGAGUUGCUGUUAGAGCACUUGGUCACCUGGCAAGUUAUGAAAGAACCUUUGCAGCAGUAGCAGUGCACGAACGAGAGGUAGUGAAAUUAGCCACAGAGAUAGCUUCAACUUGCAUUGAUGUGGUGUUUGAUAAAUUUGUUGGGCUGAAGGAUACAGCGAAGAGGUUGAAGUAUCAUAGUAACUUGCUUACAAGAGGCGUUGGAGGGCUGGACAUGGAGAACAGGAAGGCAGAGGAAUGGGCUAGCCAACUUCAAUGUUGGUCUCUCUAUCUUUUAAAUUGCUUUGCUUGCAAGGAGAGGUGUUUAGAUCUCAUUUGCAGACAAGAAUUUUUAAAAGAUUUGUGUGGAAUGUGGGGUCGAUUGGUGAAUCAUUCAUCACCUGCAGGAAUAGGACUCAUUAGAAUAUUGUGCUACAGUAAAAAUGGAAGAAAAAGCAUUGCUGAAUCUAAAGAAGUUAUAAACAAUAUCUGCAAUCUCUCGAGAUCUUCAGAUGAUUGGCAGUACAUGGGUAUCGAUUGUCUUCUAUUACUUCUCAAAGAUCAAGAUACCAGGUAUAAAAUCAUAGAAAUCGCCACCUUGUUUCUUGCGGAUUUGGUUGAACUUAAAAGCCUUGGUAUUAGGUCAAAUGUUGGUGAAGCAAUCACAAGAGCACUCCUCUUAGACUACAAAAAAAGCAAAUCGAAGAUAAAGAACAAAAAAGCUCUAGAUGUGUUGCAAGAAAUAUGGGAUUUGAAAGUAGAGAAGAGAAAACUAGAGAAAAUAAUGCUGUCAGAAGAAAAGGCCGAGAAAAUGAGGGUUUUGGUGGGUUUAAUAAAGCAACAAGGAAACCAAAUGUUCUGUUUAGGAGACAUAGAAGAAGCUUUAGUUAAGUACACUGAAGCAUUAGACAUAUGCCCACUGAGAUUAAGAAAUGAAAGAAUGGUUCUUCAUAGUAAUAGAGCUCAGUGUCACUUGCUGCUAAGAGACCCAGAUGCAGCCAUAAGCGACUCAACUCGAGCUCUUUGCCUGUCAAACCCAGCAAACUCUCAUAGCAAAAGCCUUUGGAGAAGAUCACAAGCUUAUGACAUGAAAGGGUUGGCUAAGGAGAGCUUGAUGGACUGUAUAAUGUUCAUCAAUGGCUGCAUCAAAACAGAAACAGGCAAACGUGUGAAAAUCCCAUAUUAUGCUGCACGCAUGAUCAGCAAACAGACGGAAGCCACUUGGCUAUUUGCGAGUGCCAAGUCAAAGGCAUCAAGAAAUGAAGCAGUACAAGAAUCGGACGGCGAAUAUGUCUUGCAGAAAUAUGAGGAAAUAAUGAAAAUUAUGAUGGAGAAAAAGUGCUUCAUCUCUGGCCUGUCAACCAUAAUGGAAGAGCCGCUUGGGGGAAAAGAAGAGAGCAAAAGGAAGUUGGGCAGGCGGCCGAGAAGGGGUAAAAAUCAGGCGAUUGUGGUCCGAUCAACGUAGGGCAUGAAGAGUGGUGGGUGUACUUUUGGCUUUUGCCUCUUUUUGUUUAGUGGUUAUAUAAGUUGGGAUUUGGACCAUGAUGUUGAUUUUACAAUAGAAAUGGAGAAUGAAAUUAGGGAAUAUCUCAUGGAAUAUU
Manihot esculenta (cassava) is the source of this 2120-nucleotide messenger RNA. RefSeq lists its product as uncharacterized. The coding region runs from base 86 to 1984 and encodes 632 amino acids. The transcript has 2 exons. Gene Ontology annotation, molecular function: protein binding. NCBI's taxonomy places the organism in Eukaryota, Viridiplantae, Streptophyta, Magnoliopsida, Malpighiales, Euphorbiaceae. The record is from RefSeq and is a predicted model, not a curated record.